Molecule: messenger RNA, 5686 nt
Organism: Paramisgurnus dabryanus
Lineage: Eukaryota; Metazoa; Chordata; Actinopteri; Cypriniformes; Cobitidae
Source: RefSeq, a predicted model, not a curated record
GUGUUGGUGGUGGAGUGGCGUUCACUCACUGAAUCCACACGCACAUGCAAAUCUCUCCCAAAGGAAAGCACAGUCUGGAGUUUAUCGAAACGAGAAAGUAACUCGUUGAACACUUGAAGGCGAGUAACAACAGUCAAGUGCUUACAUUUAUAACAAUCUGUUAUAGAAGCGGACUAAAGGUGAACUUUAAGUUAGUUGUUGUAGAAGUGUCGGGACGAGGGACUGAUCCCGGACCCGCUGUUAUGCCAACAAACCUACAGCGAAAAUAUGAGUGUUUGAAACUCAAAGGUUCUGGUCUGCCGGUCCAAACGCUCCAGUCUUCCCAACCGUCUAAACCACAGCAUCAACAGGGCCUCUGCAUUCCCAGAAACUGAGCUCCACGCGACCCAAACCAAUCCCUUCACCCAGAGAAGGCUUUGGAAACUCCAGAAGGAAAAGACGGAAGGGCAAAAUAGAUUUUCCAGUUCUCCGAGCUUUCACAUCCACAGCGCUAGAUGAGUUUGAUGACGUGAUUGUUGGAAGGAUUCAGAUAUCUGUUUGCUUGUGGUUUCCUCAGACGUCUGGCUGACACUUGCCCCCUACUGAAGUAAUCGUUCCCAAAAGUGAAUUCUGGGAUAGGUUCAUGCGGUGGCCGUGCCUCUGUAUGGAGGUAUAAGGGAGGGGAAGGACUCUUGUGGGACACUGGUGGAAUUCUGGCUUUUAGGGGAUCAUGGGAAAAGAGCAGGAUCUUCUGCAAGCAGUCAAGAAUGGAGAUCUAGCCACUACACAGAAGCUGCUGGCCAAAGUCAAAGCUAGCAAAAGCAAGUUACUGGGCUCCACCAAGAGGCUGAACAUCAACUAUCAAGAUGCAGAUGGGUUUUCAGCACUGCAUCAUGCCGCUCUCACAGGCACCACAGAGUUACUGUCUCUCUUAUUGGAGGCUCAGGUGGUCGUGGAUAUUAAAGACAGUAAUGGUAUGCGACCGCUGCAUUACGCGGCAUGGCAAGGUAAAGCCGAUUCGGUGCUGAUGCUGUUGCGAGCGGGGGCUGCAGUCAAUGGGACGUCUCAUGAUGGACAGAUUCCAUUGCAUCUGGCUGCUCAGUAUGGACAUUAUGAGGUGUCUGAGAUGUUGUUACAGCACCAGUCGAACCCAUGUGUGCUGAAUAAAGCGAAGAAGACACCUCUGGAUCUGUCCUGUGAGUUUGGAAGAGUGAAGGUUGCUCAGCUGUUGUUGAACAGUAACAUGGUUGCGUCUCUCUUAGAGGGGGAUCGGAAAGAUGCAUCAGACUCAAACUAUAACACUCCUCUACACCUCGCUGCACGCAACGGACACAAGGAUGUCAUCCGGCUUCUUCUGAAAGCAGGUAUCGACAUCAACAGAAGCACUAAAGCUGGCACAGCGCUCCAUGAGGCUGCCCUCUAUGGGAAGACAGAGGUGGUGCGGCUUCUUCUCGAUGCUGGGAUAGAUGUGACUGUCCGUAACACUUACAAUCAAACAGCCCUGGAUAUUGUCAACCAGUUCACCGCAUGUCACGCCAGCAAAGAAAUCAAGCAGCUUUUACGAGAGGCCACAGGAGUUCUUCAGGUCCGAGCUCUGAAAGAUUUCUGGAAUCUUCACGAUCCCACAGCCCUGACCAUACGCGCUGGUGAUGUCAUCACGGUUAUAGAGCAGCACAUGGAUGGACGCUGGAAGGGUCACAUUCACGACACCCAGAGAGGAACAGACCGAGUGGGUUACUUUCCUCCCUCUAUCGUGGAGGUCAUCAGUCGUCGCUCAGGGGGCACUCUGUCACGACACGCCUCUCUGCCCACCCAUAGGCAGCAACUCUCCAGAUGCACCCUCGGCCCCAGCUUGAGUCUGAGCGGUCAAACCGAUGACUCCUACACUCUUUACACCCCUAACCCUCACCUGGUCAUCACCCACACCAACGGUCUGAACACUAACACAGCUGGGGACAGGAACAGUGUGGGCAGUACUGGCAGUGUGGGCAGCACCCGCAGUGCAGGCAGCGGUCAGAGCACUGAGAGCAACAGCGCCACCAAUGGACCACAUCAACACAGCACCCACCCUGAUACCAGCAAGUUAACCACGGUGGCACCUUCUGCUGGAGAUGUAGUACAACCAGAGCAAAACAAACCCGCUGACACACCCACAGGUGUUCCUCGCAGGCCUGUGCUGGCCACACAGAGGCCAGGUGAGCAGGGUUUCUCUCAACAGUUUGUGCGUCCUCAACAGUUACUGGAGGGCAAGGAUGCUGAAGCUAUCUUUCAGUGGCUGAGUGAAUUUCAGCUGGAGCAAUACACUGCAAACUUCAUUAAUGCUGGCUAUGAUGUGCCCACCAUCAGCAGAAUGACACCAGAGGAUCUCACGGCUAUCGGAGUGACAAAACCAGGUCACCGUAAAAAGAUUUCCCUGGAAAUCGGAAACCUAAGCAUUCCGGAAUGGCUUCCAGAUUACAUACCACAGGAUCUCGGGGAGUGGCUAAGUGCCAUAGGCCUGUCUCAGUAUCAUAAGAAACUCGCAGAGAACGGCUACGACUCGAUUAACAUCGUCCGAGAUCUCACGUGGGAAGAUCUGCAAGAGAUUGGCAUCACCAAACUAGGCCAUCAGAAGAAAAUGAUGCUUGCGGUAAAGAAGUUGUGUGAUAUCCAUAAGGCUCUUCUGCAGGCAGAGUCAGGCCAGGGCACACUGCGACGAAAAAUCCCUGCAGCCCUGGACCUGCUCGCUAUCGAGCCGGCCCCUGAGGGCGGAGACCUCCCUUCACCCCACACACCCAAGAUGCUCACUUUCCAGGACAGCGAGCUGAGCACCGAGCUACAGAGCGCUAUGUCAGCCCACUACAGUGGCUGUCAAGAAGGAUUGGCCAUCAAGAACGCAAUAGGAAUGUCCAUCAGCGAGGAAAGCAUUGACGCUCGCUCCCGAGGCUCGGGGCGCUCCCAGGAGACCCCCAACACUCCCUCCUCUUCUUCAUCUGCCACCCCUUACAGCCACUCCCGGGAGAGCUUAACGAGCGCUGACAGCAGCCCGACUAAGGAGCGUAACAUUCCAGAAGGUCGCGAUCAAGUCCUGCGCUCUCAGCUACCACAACAGCUGGCGUGCUUUAAAUACCCAGCAGUGCCUGCCAAACCCAAACUGGGCUCUGUUCCCUCUCCACAAAGUUCCCCAGUUCAAAAAGCCCUCAAUUAUCCCCGUGUGUAUUGUAAUAGUGCCACACUUGACCGUCACUCUUCUAGCAUGGCCAAGAACCGCACGCAGGGAUUGACUCGCUAUGCUUUGUCGGAUGGAGAACCGGAUGAUGACGAUGAUGAAGAGCUAGCUAAAACCGUCAUGCCUUCAUACGCCACACUGAGCCGAAAACCCGCCCGCGGCCAGCUCGCACGUCUUCAGUCUGCUCCCGAGCAGUCCAUCGGCCGAAGUCAGUCGUUCGCUAUCAGGGCCAGGCGUAAAGGUCCUCCACCGCCACCACCUAAACGGCUCAGCUCUGUCAGUAGCAGCAACGCUAGUGCCGAAACUGUCCCAGACAUGCCAGCGCCUCCUAUUGGUGGACUUGAGAAUGCCAGCAGCCCUAGUAGUGUAAAAACCAUCGCGGCUGCAUUAGAAAUGUUCUUACCUGCUCCCGUCGUGGAGACAGCCACGGCUACCUCCAACGCCAGCGAGGGGAGCAGAAGAAGAGCUCUUAGUCAGAGCGAGUCCAUGCAAAUACCGCAGGCUAACGGAGGAGCUGAUAGAGCGACGAGAUCCGACUCCGAAGAGGAUGACGGGACUAAGGAUUUAAACCUGGAUGGCUCAUCCUCGCCUCAGAACAGCUCCAGCGAGUGUAUACCCUUUGCCGAAGAAGGAAACCUUACUAUUAAGCAAAGGCCCAAAAUCGGCGGACCCCUCAAGGUGGAGAACAGCACAGAGUCUUCAGAAAAAGCCAAAUCAGCCAAAACUCCUGAAGUUCCAGAGUUUAACCUGAAAGAGUCGGACACGGUGAAGAGACGGCAAAAGCCGAAAGAGCAGCCGGUCACGUCCGUCAACGACGCAGACAGCUCCCCGGUCUCUGAGCAAAUUCAGACUCGGGACACGGUGAAACUGCGAAUCAGUGAAACUGAAAUGAAUCUGCCGUGUCCGGUGCCUUCGGCCAAACAAGGGAAAGCGCCUCCACCUCUCGCCCCCAAACCUCCCAGUCCUCUGAAUUCAACACGCCACACCUCAAUUCAUCAGACUGCUGCCACAGCAGUCGGCUCCAGCGUGUUACUGAAUGGUGUGCAGAGCGUCACAUUUGCUGCACCUCAGUCUCCCGUCUCUUAUUCCCCAUCAGCAGAAAGCACAGGUCAUUGUGUACGGUCUGCGGAUGUGGCUCAGGACUCGACGCUGGUCCAUCAGAGACUGGAGAAGACCAGCUCAACCCUGGAGGAAACUUUAAGAGCUGUGGAGAGAAAACUCAAUCUGGAGCACAACACUGGCGGCGUUUCUCACGUUGUAAAGUCUGCAGGGAACAUUCUGGAUGACAUCGGGAACAUGUUUGAUGAUCUGGCCGAUCAGUUGGACGCUAUGCUGGAUUAGAGAUCUGUGGGUUAUAUUUAUAGCCUUUAAAGAGGCGACGCGAUCGAUUCCCACCGUUCGCUCCUCUGCCUUUAAUUACACAUGGAGAGCAAAGAUAAACUUCCUCAGACAGGGAUCCUCCAUUUACAAGGACCACACAGACAUUUUUGGAUGUUCAAAGUCUCCUGACUAAUUUCACGUGUUAGUAUGUUCUUAUCCUAAUGUUUCAUCAAGUAUAUAUAUAUUUUUUUUGUUAUGUCCUUGCAUUAUUUGUAUUUUUGGGUCUAAACUGUGGACUUGACUGAGCACAAAUGUUGCCAGUGGACAAUGCACUUCAUUCCUAAAGCAAUAUACAAGCCAUUUCAAAACACUACUGUUUAAAACAGAAAAGCAUUUCCGCUCUAUAAAUAUGUCUUUUAAAGAGCUCAAAUACACAUCAUUCAUUUCAGCAGCUUUUACUGCUAAGAUGUUGUUUAUAUGAGAUGAGAUUUUCCCUUCAUGUGCAGGUUAAAAAACAUUGACUGACGUUUAUUUUUGUAUUAAAGUGAGGUUUUUAAAGGGAACACAUUUCUGAAAACUGCCUUAACGGGAGCAGCAUUAAUGUACAGCGAGCGAUUCAGGUUAAAGUUGAUGAAAAACAUUAUUUUUAAACCUCUAAACUUAGAUAGUAUUUAAACUUGAUCAAAGUAUGUAUAUUGUACACUAAAGGUAUAUUUGAUUGGGAAGCAAACCUGUUUGUGGUACCAAAUGCUAUGUAUAUUUUUUAUUAAUGAUCUUGAAGCUAAAGUAAUCCAGACACAUUUCCCCUUUGCACAUCAUUUCAUGUGGCUCUUAUUCAUGUGGUCAUACUCCUAUUUCAUUCAAGUUGUAAUGAACUAAGAUGUACGUUUACUCUGUCAUUGAAUAUAUUUUUAUUAACAUGUAUUCAGUUUUAGUAGAUGCAGUUAUUUAUGUCACCACUAUAUAGUAGUCGUGACACUUGAUCAUUUAACAUCAUAAUGUUAAGCUUACAUUGAAACCCAUCUUUGUCAAGUUAAGAUCCAGUUUCUCUUUUCAUUAGUAAAGUCACAUUGCACAUUGUUGUCUGAGCAGAUGAUGUUUGUCUUAUAUUUGGCUUUUGUCUUGUAUUUCACAUCUGUUGCUUGUCUUUCUUCAAGUUCAAUUUCUAUUAAAUUAAUU